This is a messenger RNA of Phaedon cochleariae (mustard beetle), 1158 nucleotides long. NCBI's taxonomy places the organism in Eukaryota, Metazoa, Arthropoda, Insecta, Coleoptera, Chrysomelidae. The record is from the annotation of a GenBank genome assembly.
AUGAAACUAAUACCAGGCCAUCUCCCGCCCAUACCUACAAGCACAAGCAUGGAACGUCUCCCGCUGCCCCUGCCAUUCAACGCCGACCUGCUCUGGAGGUACCCCCUAGGCUUCUCCUCCAUGGCCCACCAAAACCCGCCUUCGUCCCCUUUGUUAGACUACAAGAGCCAGCUACCGAACUCCCUGCCUUCGGACCCAAGAGUUUGGAACAGAGACGACGUCAUGAUGUUCCUCCAAUGGUCGGAACGAGAGUACGACCUGCAGCCCAUAGACCAAGACAUGUUCCAGAUGAACGGCAAAGCCAUGUGCCUUUUGACCAGGAACGAUUUGUCGGAGAGAGCCCCCGGCUCCGGAGACGUCCUGUACAACGUCCUGCAGAUCUUGGUGCGAGAGGCCAACACCCUACAACGAAUGCUGCCCAGCAGUCCCGUUACCCCCACUUCGAGACACCCUUAUCCUCUCUCGCCCCAUUCUCACCCUCCAACCCCCAACUGGAACAUGCUGACGCAGAAGAACGAGUCUUUGCAUACGUCACACGCCGCCAGUCUGGCGGCUCACCUGAUGGCCCAGAGCAACUCGGUUACUUUGAGCCCAGCGCCCUCUGUCGACAGUCAGGCCAGCAGUCCGCAACGCUUGGACAACCCGAGUUUCGGUCAUUCUAUCUUCAGUAUGAGCGGUAGUAACGGAAGCGGGUCGAAUCCAUCGGAUUCGGACGAGGAUGCGGACAAGAAGGGGUACAGUGGUAGCCCUCCCAAUACGCCUAAUACGCCUAGUGCUUAUGCGUUGAUGCCUCAGAUGCCAUAUCUACCUCCGAGGAGUCCCAAGGAGCCUGUGUCCAGUCCUGCUGCUUUCAGAAACACUGGGAGGGAGUUUUUUCCAAGCGAUUCCUCGGAACCAAAUACAAAUGGCAGGCUUUUAUGGGAUUUUCUACAACAGCUACUGAAUGACCCAGCUCAAAGGUAUACCAGUUAUAUUGCCUGGAAAAACCGUGAUACGGGGGUCUUCAAGAUUGUGGAUCCAUCAGGGCUUGCCAAAUUAUGGGGAAUCCAGAAAAACCAUUUGUCUAUGAACUACGACAAGAUGUCUAGAGCUUUAAGAUACUAUUACAGAGUUAACAUAUUAAGAAAAGUGCAAGGAGAAAGACACUGUUACCAGUAA